UCACACAGAGCAACACGCAACAUGUGGUCAUAAUUGACUCAUGAUGACUCAUAAAAACCACUCAAAGGAUUCCAACCCGGGUGAACGUCGCCUGACAUUUGCGAACGUAUACUGGAUAAAGAUGUUUUUGUAAACUACAUAGAGCAAUGGAGAAAAACAACAUUGAAGUGUUUCUUUGUAUACCUUGUAAUCUACGUGUUGGUGGCGCCAAUUGCUGUUUCUUUCAAGAGGAACAAAAACGAAGAUGCACUAUGGGAAACAGAGCCCGGGAAAGGGCGGCGCUCUAGCGAAGUCCCGCCUUCCGGUUAAAAGAGCCAAUCAUCAAUCGAUAAAGAUGGCCACAGUGCAGAGACCUACAUAAACACGACUUUCCGAUAAAUCCUGCAUAUUAUUAAAAUAGGCAAUUUUCAAGGGUACAUUUUAAAUCCAUUUGCAAACACAUUUGUGUUUGAUAUAUUUUUUGUGUAAUUAUAAUGUGCCUUUUUAAACCACGGAGUAAAAUAAACGAGUCUUUACGGUAAGUUUUACUUCUGGCCAAUCGUUUUUGACUAAUUUAGUUGGGUCAUCAACGACACGCCUACUGUAAUGGCGCUUCCGGACUGGACCGUGUAUUUACUUUGUAUUGCUUCAGUAUGUGGAGGGGUUUGCGUUUGUCGUUUUAUUAGAUGUGGCAGAAAAACUUCAUGGACAAAUACUGUGAUCGGUAAACUGAUGGCUCGAACAGAGAAACCAUUGUUUUGGAUUGCGUACUCUCUUUAUACACGGACAAAACUCGGGUAUAUGUUUCAUAAGAGGCAGAUAAGGAAAGCAAGGGAACGAUACCCCUCCGGCCACUCCAGAACUCAACCCACUAUAAUAAACGGCGUCAAAAUCAUACCAGUACCCAUCCUGUCAGACAACUACAGCUAUGUGGUUAUUGACACCACAUCGAAUCUGGCAGUUGUGGUGGACCCUGCCGACCCCCAGCCUGUUCAGGCAUGCCUGGAGGAAGAAGGAGUGACAUUACAUGCUGUUCUCUGCACACACAAACACUGGGACCACAGUGGAGGAAACAGGGCUCUAAAGAGACGCUACAGUUCCUGCAGAGUAUAUGGGAAUGCUAUGGACAACAUUCCAGGACUCACACAUCCCCUUUCAGACAAAGACACGAUUGAUUUUGGCACUCGGCUUCAGUUCAGGGCCUUCUAUACUCCUGGGCACACAGUGGGUCACGUAAUCUACGUACUUGAUGGACGGGCGAUCGGUGGCCCCAGCUGUUUGUUUUCAGGGGACCUGGUGUUUCUUUCUGGAUGUGGGAGGAUGUUUGAGGGUAAUGCCUUAACAAUGCUGUCAUCCCUGGACACGGUGGGAUCACUAAAUGAUAAUACUCUGCUUUGGCCGGGACACGAGUAUGCAGAAGAUAAUUUGCUGUUUGCUGCUGAGGUGGAGCCUUAUAAUAUUGUUCGGGACCAGAAGUUACAGUGGGUGCUUCAAAAGAGGGCUCAGGGAUUUUGCACGUGUCCAUCCACUCUGUCAGAGGAGAAACAGUACAAUCCCUUCCUACGAAGCCAUGCUCAGGAUCUCCACCAGGCUCUGGGUCUGCAGCAAAACCAAGAUGAGGACUGGACUUCAUACCGCGCUCGUGUUUUAGAGGAGCUGCGUAGAAGAAAGGACAUUUAUAAGGGCCGAUAAGACUUUUGAUCUACUGAGAUUUGUAUAAAGCAAACCACUGAAACCAUUCCAAGCUAAACAUGUUGUGUUCCCAGCAUUUAAAGGAAUAGUUUACCCAAAAAUGAAAAUCCUGUCAUUAUUUAGUCACCCUCAAGUUGUUCCAAACCUGUGUAGAUUUCUAUGUUCUGUUGAACACAAAAGAAGAUAUUUUGAGCAAUAUUUGUAACCAAACAGUUUUUGAGCACAAUUGAUUUCCAUAGUAUUAUUUUCCUACUAUGGAAGUCCAUGGUGCUCCUGCUUGAUUACAAAUAUCGUCUUUUGUGUUCAGCAGAGCAAAGAAAUGUAUACAGGUUUGUAACAGCUUGAGGGAAGUAAGUAAUGACAGAAUUUUAAUUUUUUGGUAAAAUAUCCCUUUAAGUGCAUUCAAUCACUUAAAAUUAAAAACCUGUGGAGUAAAAUUGUGUCAUAAACUGUAAAUACAAAGGUUCUGUGCACAAAGAGCAUUGGAAGGUAGGCUUGGGCAUUGUUUUCUAUACAAAAUGUUUUUUGAAUUUGAAGGAUUUGUUAAGACUACUGUAUGUGAUCUGAAGUUUUACAUUUCUUAAGUAGUGAUACUGUAUUCCAACCACUGGCCAUUUGUGUUCUCAAUGUUGAGUGAAUACCACAUCUAAAACCACCAACUUUUGCAAUACGUAUGGUACUGCACUAAUAUUUAUGAAGGUUUUGUGAUAUUAAACCCAGAAAUCUUAAA
This is a messenger RNA of Paramisgurnus dabryanus, 2401 nucleotides long. RefSeq names its product PNKD metallo-beta-lactamase domain containing (gene pnkd). Gene Ontology annotation, cellular component: mitochondrion. Gene Ontology annotation, molecular function: hydroxyacylglutathione hydrolase activity. The record is from RefSeq and is a predicted model, not a curated record. NCBI's taxonomy places the organism in Eukaryota, Metazoa, Chordata, Actinopteri, Cypriniformes, Cobitidae.